Molecule: messenger RNA, 1167 nt
Organism: Mucor velutinosus
Lineage: Eukaryota; Fungi; Mucoromycota; Mucoromycetes; Mucorales; Mucoraceae
Exons: 4
Coding region: 1-1167 (388 amino acids)
Biological process (GO): cellular response to pH
Cellular component (GO): plasma membrane
Source: RefSeq, a predicted model, not a curated record
AUGAGUUAUCCAUAUUCUUUACCUACAACUGGGUCACUAUCUUUUGUAGACUAUUUAGAGGCAGCUGGCCCCUAUACAUCCGAGAUUUCAGAUGCAACAGCUCAAAGAGGUCGAUUGAGAACUGUGCUCAAAGAGCUGAAGAAGGAGACACAUUCCACGCGCGACUAUCAAAUCAUCAUCAAUACCAUAGAAGAAUAUUUACCAUACUUGGUAAGUAUUGUAAACUGCAUCGAAGCGAAAGAGCUCAUCUUAAAAAAAAGCAUAGAAACCUCUUGGCGUUCGACCUUAAGUGACCAUAUAAUUCACACUGGUAGCAAUGCACCCAGAAUCGCAUGCAACGAUAUUCAAUACGAGCUCAUCUUUGUGCUGAUGACAUACGCCUACGCUUGUACGUUGCAAACGAACGAUCUGCUGAAAGAGUCUUCUACAAACGCCAAUAUUUUCAACAAGGCAGCUGACACACUCAACACGGCCGCUGGUCUCUUUGCAUUCGUCGCGAAUGAUGUGAUACCUACUUGGCAACAGUCGCCUGACAAUCGCCCUGUUGAGACUGUCCGAGAGUUCCCAGUUGCACUUUCAAAGAUGGCUUUGGCAGAUGCUCAGGCAAUUGCAAUCAAUAAAGCUCUGGUCACUAGCAAUAUUUCGAAAUCAUUGAUUGCAAAGCUGUACAUGGGUGUUGCUGGGCAAUACGAGAUGGCUUAUGGCUUGAUUUCUUCUAUCAGCGGUACACAAGAUGUGUCUACAGACUUGAAAAAGUACCUGUCAGACGGCACUUUGUUCUACAAAGCCAUGGCAAAGAAGUAUUUGGCCAUGGAUGCAAAUGACAAUCAAAAAAUGGGACAGGCCGUAGGAUUUGCUCGAGACUGUAAAGCUGAUUUGAAAUCCAUUCAACAUUCGAGUUUGUCAAAGGCACACAUUCGUAAAUCAGCCAUUGCAGCUAGAGCAGCCAAAGAAGAGGAGAUUGUAGUGGAGUUGCUUCAGAAAUACACAAUGAUCAACGAUACCGUAUCAUACGAACUUGUACCAUCCCGACAAGAGUUACAGAAAUUGAUACCUGGUGGAAGAGGAGUCUUGGAGCUGAAAUCAUACAGUUUGCCUAGUCCUGUAUUUGGCCCUACGAUCCAAAAGGGUGAAAAGUCUUAUUUGCUGGAGGGUCGAUACUUUUAA